AAAUGUGUAUCGUUGACAUCUAGGUGGUUAAGAAGAAGGAAGUUACAGAAAGGCUUUGCAUCUAGCAUGCUAGUAACUACAGCUGACCGGAAUCUUUGAACUUUUUAUUUGAAAGAGUUUUGCAUGUUGUUGAUGUCUUUGAAUGAUCCCAGUCAGAGCUCCUGUCAGUGAUCAAAUGGAGUACACGCCGUACACUUUUCCCCCGGGUAACGCCUCCAUCUCCUCCUCCGUUCUCUCCCUCUGCCCCAGCGCCGCCACGCUCUUCUUCCUCCCCUCCGCCUACACGCUCCUCUUCCUCACCGCUCUCCCGGGCAACGUGCUGUCCUUGUGGGUGUUCCAGCGUUGCAUCUCCACCGCCUCCCCCAUCCACGUCUACCUGUCCCACCUGAGCAUCUCCAACCUGAUGCUGUCCGUCACCAUGCCCUUCCUCGCGGCCUAUUUUGCUCUCGGCUCAAGCUGGAUGCAGAGCGGCUUCCUGUGUCAGCUGGUCCUGCACGGUAUCACCCCGGUGUUCCACAUCAACAUCAACAUAAGCAUGACCAUCCUCACUCUGGUGGCCCUCAGCCGCUUCGCCGCCAUCAUCCGGCACACCCACGCCUCCAGGCAGAGCGGCUGUGUGACGCUGCUGCCUCACGGCUUCUUCGCCCGUCUCACGAGGGCCUCCUUCGCCAGUAGAGUGUGCGCCGGCGUGUGGGUGGUGGCGGUCGGGGGCACGGUGCCGGUGACGGUUUACUACUCCGUGAAGGAAGCUGUGAGCGGCGAGGCGCCCGCUAAGGACGGAUGUGUGGAGGUGUGCUACAACCCGGCGGUGGAGAUAGGGGGCAGUUUUUCUGCAAUGCUCGCCGUGCCUGUUAUCACCCUGUUCUUCGUGUUUUACCUGCUGGUGCUGAUCUCCUACAUGACCGUGUUGAGGCAUAUCAAACGCUCACGCCGCAGCACAAAGGUCACAACCUCCCAGAGGCUGCUGGGUAGGGUGCUCCGCAACAUCGUGGUCAUCCAGGUUGUUCUUUCAGUUUGUCUGCUGCCGCACCACAUCUUCAAACCCAUCUUUCUUUCUUUGAUAAUCAACCAACGUCUGCAGAUGUAUUCACCUGGCCCCGACAUCUGCAACUCCUGUCAUCCACUCUCAACCUUCGUCGAGCUGAAGAACUGCCUGCUGCUUCUGGCUGCACUGAGAGGUUCAACUGACCCUCUGAUGUACUUCCUGUUAGACAAGACCUUCCGCCAUAAAACCCUCAGACUUUUAGGGUGGAACCAGAGCAGCCCGGGAGGCCAACAGAGGUCUUCGGUUAUUGGAAGUGACAAUCAGAGUGCUGGACAAAUGGAGGAUGGAACUGUGGAUUCAACUCAAAGAAGUGCUUUGUAGUUCUUUCGAAUGAAGUCUGACAUUUAAAACCUAUAAAGUGAUGGCGUCCUGGUGAUCUAGAGGUCAAUAUAUAAAUAUAUAAAUUGCAAUGUCUCAUCUAGCUAUGUCACAAAACCAAGUGUUAUGGUCUGUGGGGAUAAAAAAAAGUCUCAUUUUCAAAUGUACAAGGAAAUGUUUGUUGAGCGCCCGUCAUGUGCAACAACAGGAUAUAAAUAUUUGAUAUCAAUGUGUCAUCGACCUUGUUCAGUAAUUGCGUUUAAAUUAUUGAAGAGGGAUUACAGAAUGUGCACUGGUGUUUGUGAAGAAGGUGUUUUGAGACUGUAUUGGGAGGGAUUUUUUUUUUAAAGAAAACGAUGUUCUGUGAAGUGUGGCCCCUGCAGAUGCGUGUUGCCCGAGGGGCCCGGGCUUUUCAGACUGAAGAAGACAGCAGAGAGAAUCAGACUCAUACACACAAAUACAGAGGCCAGAGGAAAAACACACAGCACGUAUAAAAAGAAAUGGAGCCAGGAGAAUCCACACGGAGAGAAUAAUGAUGAGUGAUGAGCUACGAGCAUCAGUCCGUAGUAAUACACUGUCGCUGGAGGGAUACUAUACUGGAAAAAGUCUCAUCUUUGUGUAUGAAAUAUAUUAAAAAAUCUAUAUAUAUAUAUAAAAAAAAAAAAAAAAGAGUACGGACACCUUUUUUUGCAUAUUGAAGCAUUUACAUCAACGUAGCAAACAACAAGUUGUGAUAAAUUCUUCAGUGUGUCUUUAAUAAUAAUGAUAGUUCAAUAAAUGAAUCAGGAAUGUUGAUUGUUGUAUUAUAGAUGGCUCAACCUACUGAAAAUAAAAAUAAUUUUAAAACGACAACGAUCAUGACAGCUGGUUAGUAAAAGGAAGCUGAUGAGAGAGAUUGUGGUCACUCAAACAUGAUUUAUAAAAAGUGAGGGAGACUUUAUCUGAACGAUCUCAGUAGUAUAACACCAUUCUUUUGAAAAAAAACCUUGAGAACACAUUUCAUUGCUUGUGUGAAACUCUUUACAGCCCUUCAGAUGCGAAACAUUUGCUAUGCGGUUAUUAAAAAAAAAAGUCUCUUCAGUGAAAAGGCAGCAUGGGCAGGUCUAAUUUUAGUCAGUCUCACUUACCCUUGCCCAAAGUAACACGUUGAAGCUUAACUGAAUGCAUUUUAUCACUCAUUUACCGAGACCAAUUUCUCACUGAAUGGUUGGGACUGUUAUUUUAAUAAUUCCCCCAAUUGUUCAGCUUCAUUACAGAUACCAGCAGCCCGUAUCAGACUCUGUGUA
Anoplopoma fimbria (sablefish) is the source of this 2649-nucleotide messenger RNA. Its product is annotated as probable G-protein coupled receptor 82. Gene Ontology annotation, biological process: G protein-coupled receptor signaling pathway. Gene Ontology annotation, cellular component: membrane. Gene Ontology annotation, molecular function: G protein-coupled receptor activity. The coding region runs from base 143 to 1366 and encodes 407 amino acids. The transcript has 4 exons. Lineage: Eukaryota; Metazoa; Chordata; Actinopteri; Perciformes; Anoplopomatidae. The record is from RefSeq and is a predicted model, not a curated record.